Messenger RNA from Alternaria ethzedia, 3018 nucleotides. RefSeq lists its product as uncharacterized. The transcript has 5 exons. The record is from RefSeq and is a predicted model, not a curated record. Bases 1 to 3018 code for a protein of 1005 amino acids. Lineage: Eukaryota; Fungi; Ascomycota; Dothideomycetes; Pleosporales; Pleosporaceae.
AUGAACUACACCCUUCUGGUCACGCCACCAAAAGUUGCUUUUGCGAUGGAACACACCCGGCAUCAGGCUACCGCAGAGGUGGAUUGUGAGGAUGAGCCUACUCUCAUCGUCCAGCUUCGGCCGCCGCAGCACGCCCUCGACCACAACAUUGUACGCGCUGCCAGCACGGCGCUUCCAGCACUAGCCCCCACCAUCGAGGAUCUCGGUUUAACACUACCCAGAGGCAUUUGCGCAUAUGAGAUGAAGAAGGUUGACGGCACGCCGCUGAGCCGAUUACAGCAGCAUGGACACUCACUCGAUGAUAGAGCAGCAAAGCGGCUGGAGCGCCUCAUCACAAGUUUCGCGGAUCUUAUCGCGCAAAACUGGCACUCACCACGGGAAGUACAUGAUAUCACCCGAACGGUACGAGCAGAUUCACCUAUGGAUGAGCAUCCAUCGAUGCUCACGCAGUGCCGCGGCAAGGUCGGCUCAACGAUGAUCUCUAGACUUGAGAGACUGGCUAGUGAGCUACCGGAUGCAUAUCUACGCGAAAGAGCGAGAGAAACAAUGCGCGCGAUACAGCGGAUGGAAGACUACCCAGUAGUACUCAAUCACGGGGACCUCAUCCCAUCCAAUAUUCUGGUUGACCACGAUACCUGGGAGAUCACAGGCCUGGUGGACUGGGCGGAGGCGGAAUACUUACCUUUCGGGACCUGCCUGUACGGUCUCGAGCAUCUCCUUGGAACCAUCUCACAAGAUCCCGCAAAAUCAGGGCCCAAAUGGACCUACUUCAACGGUGCGACGCAACUUCGUGAGCUGUUUUGGUCGCGCUUGAUCGAUGCCAUACCUGAAUUGGAAGCUCGGAUGGGGGAUGUGAGAGUGAUGAGAGAUGUGGUUCGUUUGCGACUCAUCACUUCGCUCUCCGUCCUCUCCUUCGCCGCUAUCGUCGUCGGGUUCGCUCCACCUCGCGUACGCAAGAAGAGCGUCGCCAGUAAUCACGUUCUCAUCUUCACCACCCUAAUCCGGCACAGCGCUGUACCAUUUCGGCGACGUGAUAGUUGGGAACUGACACUGAACAUCAUGGUGUCCACUCGGCGAGGCACUGCAAACGCAGAGCCAGACACGGCUGGCAUUGGACAGCCCAGACCGCUCCGACAGGCGAGCGACACCAUACAUAUCAUCGUUCCCAGCGUCAAGAAGGUCGACAAAGCUCAGAAGAAUCGAAGGGUGCCAGAAACUCCUCCUAGAAUGGCGCUCUCCGGCAAUAUUAGUGAGCAUGAUCUCAGUCUCACAUCCCCGAGUACCGGCGAAUCUCCAGUGGUACUCACCAUCACGACGGCGAAGGAACGACAAGGCUCGACUGAUCCCACCGAUCGAACAGUCUCCUCCGCCCUGCGAAGGCUUGCACCUAAGCCUUUCGCAAACAUGAGCGGCAGCAGCCAUAAUCCAAUCAUCGUCGAUGGUACCUCACCACCUCCACGGCGAGCAACGCGAGCCCCGAAGCGCAGACAGAAACACAAGAAGCUGUCAGAACCGCAUCAGUUCAUCGGCAACGGAUAUAGGGAACUAUACAGUUACGGUGUCUCUAGACCAGCACUGGCAGCCAUGCCUGCGAACGGUAGCACAUUCACCGGGCACCAGAGUCACGAUAUCUAUCGAAUGAUGAGCGCGAAGAUCACUGCCGCGCCUGAAGUCAGCCCGAACGCAGCAUGGGGCCGACACACCCUCAAUGUACCUUUUGAAGUACAGUAUCCACUCUCCGCGCCGGUUCUUGCGCAACACGCGCCACAACACCAACCAGCAUAUGCGCAACACUAUCAUGUUCAAGUUCCUUCCAACACAUACGUCUUGCCAAUGGUUCCCUCUCAGAACGAGAACUCGCUCCGUAGGAGAGCUGUCCAUCACAUCCAAGAGUACUCACGAACUUCACCACAGAAGAGGAAGUUCGCCGAUGCUGACCUUGCUGAAACCAGCGAUGGUGAAGCCAAAGAACACCAGCGGCAUGCUCGACCGAAAUCGAGCCGUCCAACCGCGCAGUCGAAUGCCACGCCCGCAUCGAGUGUACACAACGUUGAUCAACAUAACAUCCACAGGCCGACGGUACAUCGAGACCCAGAUCCCAACCUGCUCGUCAGUCACCUCAUCGAGCACACCUCGCUUAUUACAUCCUUGCUGCAAGUCUAUCCUCACUCUACCGACAAAAAGGGUCUACAAAAUGAGAUAUCGAUGAUGGUUCAGAUCCAGAAUCAGUAUAUGAGUGCUUGGAUGGAGGCUGAAUCACAGAGCUCGCGCAAGAGAACGAAGAAUAACGGUGACGGCGCUGUCAAUCUGGCGACCCACCCACAGCCUAUCAUCACUCCUGCGAUGAAGGUUCAGAGUGAAAAAGACCAUACAGUGCGUCAGGCUCUUUCUGCUGAUGCCGACAUGUGGCAGGAUGGUACAGGGCAUGGCGUUGCGGAUGCGUUCGCGGUCGCACCUCAAUCGUCGCCGGUGGCGAGCACCUCUAAUGGAAAAGCGGGCGCAGACAACGCUGUCGUCAAAACCCCACCACAGUCGAUCACCGACCCGGGAGCAACGUCAACGAGAUACAAGGGUAAUCUCAUUACACCUGUUCGACGGGAAGCCCCACAGACACUUGAACAGAUGUCGAAGGCGGCCAAGAAUAGCCCGGUGACUAUAAACUACACGAGUCAACCGUUUACUCCUCCCAAAGACCUGGGAACUCCAACAAAAUUACCGCCCCUCUCCGCCAGCUCUCCAAUCACACCAACUACCAAGGAUGGCGCUUCGUCUCAACAUGGCAACGGCAAGCAUUCUUCUUCCCGCAGCAAGCAUAUCACCCCUAUACGACCUGUCCUGAGCUCGGAGCACGGCAAACUCCAAGCCCCGGGUACCAAGAACGCUUCAAGCAGCUUCCGCAGUGAGAGCUCGAGUGACUUUGGUACCCAAAGACCGGUCUUCCGCUUCGAACGACGCGUUGCUGGUGAGGGCGGGGAAGCUGAAGCGAAUGAUGAUGCGACACCGACUGUGAACGAGUGA